CACGUGCAGUACUGAUUGAUCUCCUCUAUCUUCUCUUCUGUAGUCGGCUCUAACCCUAAUUAGGGUUUCACCAUGUCUCACAUAGCAGUGGAAAGAAACAGGAGAAGACAGAUGAAUGAACAUCUCAAGGUCCUCCGAUCAUUGACUCCUUGCUUCUAUAUCAAGAGGGGAGAUCAAGCAUCGAUAAUAGCUGGGGUGGUGGAGUUCAUAAAGGAGUUGCAUCAAGUGCUUCAAUCGUUGGAGUCCAAGAAGAGAAGGAAGAGCUUGAGCCCUAGCCCUAACCCUAGUCCGAGAUCAUCCUUACUCUUGCAACUUACUCCUCACGUUCCUGAUAUUAAUAAUAAGUCAAUUGUUCCAUUUGGAUUAGUUCAUGAGAUGAUGACGUCUACUAGUAUCCUUAACAAAAACAACAACAUGAAAGAGUUUAUCGCGUCUUGCAACUCUCCUUUGGCUGAUGUUGAGGCUAAAAUCUCUGGAUCAAACGUCAUUCUGAGGACGGUUUCAAAGAGAAUUCAUGGACAAGUGGUGAAGAUUAUCGGUGUUCUCGAAAAGUUCUCUUUCGACAUACUCAACUUGAACAUUAGCAGCAUGGAGGACACUGUCCUCUACUCGUUUGUCGUCAAGAUAGGGCUAGACUGCGGGCUAAGUGUAGAAGAACUAGCAUAUGAAGUUCAGCAAAGCUUCUCAUCUAAUCAUGAAGCUUAAUCAAAUGAGUUAUCGAGUUUGUAAUUUUAUAUUAUGAUGCAAGUAUUAAACAUAUACAUUAAUAAGUUCCUAAUUAUUAUAAGUUUCAAUUAAAUUAAGUUGUUAAUGGAAAUGGAAUCAUUUGAGUUUUAAGUAAUAUAUAU
Messenger RNA from Impatiens glandulifera, 848 nucleotides. Its product is annotated as transcription factor MUTE-like. Gene Ontology annotation, biological process: stomatal complex development; positive regulation of DNA-templated transcription; guard cell differentiation. Gene Ontology annotation, cellular component: nucleus. The record is from RefSeq and is a predicted model, not a curated record. Lineage: Eukaryota; Viridiplantae; Streptophyta; Magnoliopsida; Ericales; Balsaminaceae. Bases 73 to 705 code for a protein of 210 amino acids. The transcript is spliced from 3 exons. Gene Ontology annotation, molecular function: DNA-binding transcription factor activity; protein dimerization activity.